AUGGUUGAGUUCGAGCUGUUUGUUGAUGCAGUGUACUUGAGAUCUACUGGAUCUAGCACUAAAGGUCUUUAUCUCGGAGUCAAUAGAUGCCGGCUGGAUGGCCACCAAGAUGUUGCUGCUUCUUCCUGGUUCAAGCUAAGAGAGAUCACUUUUGAGGAAUGUCUAGUGCAGAUGUUCUUUAUCCACACAUUCGCCGUAAUGGGGUCUUCUGUACUCCUAACUAUGGCCUUUGAUCGUUAUGUGGCCAUUUGCCACCCACUGAGAUACUCCUCUAUCCUGACCAAUUCCAUGAUUGCAAAAAUGGGACUGUUUGUGAUAAUGAGGGGGAUAUUACUGGUAUUUCCUCUUCCACUCCUUGUCAGAAGGCUCCCAUUUUGUGGGAAUCACAUCAUACAACAGACUUACUGUGAGCACAUGGCGGUGGCAAAGCUCUCCUGUGGUGAUUUCAGAAUCAACUCUGUGUAUGGGUUAAUAGUUACGUUGCUAAUGGUAGGAUUUGACAUAAUAUGUCUUACUGUGUCCUACACCAUGAUUAUAAUGACUGUGCUGAGACUUCCUAACAGAGAAGCCAGAUAUAAAGUUCGCAACACAUGUGCUGCCCAUGUUGGUGUUAUCUUAGUGUUUUUUAUCCCAGCCCUCUUCUCCUUCAUAUCUAAGAGGUUUGAGGCUUCUUUAGAUCCAUCUGUCCAAAUUCUUAUUUCCAGCCUCUACCUGAUCAUUCCUCCUAUGUUUAAUCCAAUUAUAUACGGCAUAAAUACCAAAGAGAUUCGACAGAAGGUGUCAAAACUGAUUCAACAGUAG
This is a messenger RNA of Xenopus laevis (African clawed frog), 801 nucleotides long. Its product is annotated as olfactory receptor 52N4. The record is from RefSeq and is a predicted model, not a curated record. The coding region runs from base 1 to 801 and encodes 266 amino acids. Lineage: Eukaryota; Metazoa; Chordata; Amphibia; Anura; Pipidae. The transcript has 2 exons.